ACAUUUGCUCAUAUUCAGAUUUUCGCUGCAUUCAUAACUGAAAAUUGUAAAUAGCAGUGUAGUUACUCAAGUAAUUACCCGUACACAUACUCCAAAAUGAUCCGAUUUAUACUCAUACAAAAUCGUGCAGGCAAAACUCGCCUGGCCAAGUGGUAUAUGAACUUUGAUGACGACGAAAAACAAAAAUUAAUCGAAGAGGUGCACGCUGUGGUCACAGUUCGAGAUGCUAAGCACACUAACUUUGUGGAGUUUCGUAAUUUCAAAAUUGUGUAUAGACGCUAUGCGGGUCUCUACUUUUGCAUUUGCGUGGACGUCAACGAUAAUAAUCUGUGCUAUCUGGAGGCCAUACAUAAUUUUGUAGAAGUACUGAACGAGUAUUUUCAUAAUGUGUGCGAGUUGGAUCUCGUAUUUAAUUUCUACAAGGUGUAUAGUGUCGUUGAUGAGAUGUUUUUAGCAGGCGAGAUACGCGAGACCUCACAGACAAAAGUGCUCAAACAGCUGCUAACAUUGAACUCAUUGGAAUAGACAAAUUUGCACGCAUUCCCCAUUGCCCGCUUAUCGAAUCUUCAUAUAAUAUAUUAUAAUAUUGUAAUACUAUUUAUCUACAUGUGUUCUAUAUAUGCAAGCAAAACAUUUCUCAAACGUUAAAUAAUUU
Messenger RNA from Drosophila navojoa, 655 nucleotides. It is a transcript of the gene AP-2sigma, whose product is annotated as adaptor protein complex 2, sigma subunit. Gene Ontology annotation, molecular function: clathrin-cargo adaptor activity. The record is from RefSeq and is a predicted model, not a curated record. Gene Ontology annotation, cellular component: AP-2 adaptor complex; membrane coat. Lineage: Eukaryota; Metazoa; Arthropoda; Insecta; Diptera; Drosophilidae. Gene Ontology annotation, biological process: intracellular protein transport; clathrin-dependent endocytosis.